UUUAAACACUGUAAUUUUCAACUCGGUUUACCAGACAUCAAACAUGUAUGGUAGCAAAUUCACAGUGUAGUGCUGAAGAUGCUGUGAAGGUAGGCAUCCUGGGUAAAAUAAAUAUCAGCUGUGUUUGUCCAGUCAGUUUACCCUGCAGACAUUAAGCUUACUAUCAACAGCAGAGGAAGCCAGGUGGCUGGAAGAAUAUAUUAUGAGGCACACACUAUUCACGCAUUUCAGAAACUAAAAACUGUCAGCAUGGAUAGUAUUGUAUAUAGGGCUGAACAGUUAACUGAUCUGAAGCUGCAGUUUGACACAGUGUGACCGGAAUAUUACAAAAGCUGUAGAUCAGGAUAUGUGAGGUGUGGCUAGAAAAUAAUGAGAUUAAUACUUCAAUUCUAUUUAAUUCAAACAGACUGAAACCUCAAGGGCUGUUCAUUCUUGUUCGUUGAUCUAUGUAUGCUACGUGGUUCAGACAUGCACACUGUGUUGACUGACGUCUCGCUAUUUAAUAGGCACACCUCGUACAUUUCGCAGUGUGACUAAACUGCUGUGCCAAUGGUUUUAACAAUUUUAUGCUGUCCUCCUUCUGUGACAGUCAUACGCCAUAAAAAGAUGAUGAAUGGUUCAUGUGGCAAUGCUCCAUCACAUGUUUUAAAUCUGUGAAACUGAAUAUUGAACUGAGGCAUGAUUUUUAAAUAAUGAUUCUACAAAUCCAAUUGCAAAUAGUGAUUUUAAUCCAGUUCGUUCAGCCCUAAUUCUCUAUAUGUAGUCCUGUAAUAAAUCCUACCUUCGUAAAGAAUGUAAUGCUCACUUUUUGUGAAAAUCCUUUUAGGGAGUUAUUUGACUCAACUUGUUCAUUGGAAAGGUUUGUUGAAUUUGUUGAAUUUUAUCAACUGACUAAAACUGGUUUAACAGAGUUGAAUAGAAGUUCUGAGGAUCUGAAGUCAGAGACUGAAAGUUCCAUCUUAGGCUGGUCGACUUUAAAUCCCUCAUUCAUUUCUACAGUCAACCUAUGGAAUCCAACGUCACCAACCCUCAUAAAUGUCAUCAGAAAUGAAAAAUGAAGGAGAUAAUUUUCUUUCUCUUAAUAUUUGAAACUGUUUCUGUUCUUGAAAUUAUCCAACAUAGUUGUCAAGUAAUUUCUCAAAGCCUCGAGCUCAAACUUUCCUCAGAUAUGGCUAUGAUUGAGUGUUUUCAAGCUGUGUGUCAUUUCAAGAGCUCAAGAGACUUACACAAUGAUGGAAAAAAGUACAAAAAUGACUGCAAAAGCUGGCAAAAAAUCAAUGCCAUUUUACCUCAGUUAAAUUUUAAAAUAAUUAUAUUCACAACAGAACAGAGUAAAACUGCAAUUUUUUUUGUUAUCAGUAGUUACAUGAUUAAGUUGAAGAGGUCCUAAGUACUUGCAUAAUGCCCAUCUGCCACACUUACAUGAUUAAGGACGGGCUAAAUAACAUGAAAUUCAAUCAGCACUUCUCUAAAACAAUUUCAAAAGAAACUGAACAUCACAACCUUAAUGAAAGUAGGAUUUACUGCAAGGCAGUUUAACUACACUUUUAUUUUUUGCAAGGUGAAUGUAAUAGAAGAGUAGCUGAUGGUUGUUAUUGCCUCAUAAAUGUGGCCCACUUUAUUGCGACCAUAUCUGCCCAUUUAAAAUUUGUGACUACUGACUUCAAAUUCCAACCUUUACCAACAGAAAAUACAGACGGCUAACAAAAUAAUUAAAAAACUUGAACCCUUGCUCACUUGAUUAAAGAUAUUUGGUGUCUCUUAUGCUGCUGGGGGCAUUUUGCUGAUAUGGUUUGAGCCCACUUGUCCCAUUAGAGGAAGGGUGACUGAAAAUCAAUACAAAAUUGUUCUGUGCGAUCACCUUUGUCCCUACAAUAAGACAUUUUUAUCCUGAUGGAAGUGGUCUCUUCCAGUGUCCCCAUCCAAACGGGUCAAUGAAGGGUUUGAUGAGUAUGGAAAUGAUGUGAGGGCUGCUCAGUGGUGUAGUGGUUAGCACUUUCGCCUUGCAGCAAGAAGGUCCCUGGUUCGCGUCCCGGCUUUCCCGGGAUCUUUCUGCAUGGAGUUUGCAUGUUCUCCCUGUGCAUGCGUGGGUUUUCUCCAGGUACUCCGGCUUCCUCCCACAGUCCAAAAAUAUGCUGAGGUUAAUUGAUUACUCUAAAUUGCCCGUAGGUGUGAAUGUGUGAGUGCUUGUUUGUCUCUGUAUGUAGCCCUGUGACAGACUGGUGACCUGUCUAGGGUGUCCCCUGCCUUCGCCUGAGUCAGCUGGGAUAGGCUCCGGCACCCCCCCGUGACCCUAGUGAGGAAUAAGCGGUGUAUAGAUAAUGGAUGGAUGGAUGGAUGGAAAUGAUGUGAAUCAUUUGCCAUGGCUUUCACCAUCACCAGAUCUAAACCAAACUGAACAGCUAUUAGAGAUUUUGGACCGACAUGUUAGACAGUGCUCUCCAGCAUUGUUAUCAAAACACCAAAUGUGGGAAUCAAUGUCAAAAAGCAGUGGCGGAAAACGAUGACCCAGCAUCUUACUAAGACAUUUUAUGUUGCUUUUCCCUUUAGUUUAUCACCUGUCUGUUUGUACUUUAUGUAUACUAUAGCUGACACUUGAUCAAUGAUUCUAUACUGCAGUAAAUGUGGCUGCAUAACUACAGUUUUUGUAGUUAAGUUGCACUUGUUAAUUUAGGGCCACCACCUCAGUUUACUGAGAAAAUUAUCAUUUUAGACUAAGUCUCAAAGAGACUUUGAUUUAAAAUGAAGCUGAUCAGUCUGUUAUCUGAAAGUUUUAAGUGCUGAUUUCAUUGACAUCCAGUUCCCCAAAGAAAUACAUGAUAGAACCAACAAUAAUUAUACACAAACAUUUAUUAACUAAUACCAGAAACAAACUAUAAACAACAACAGACAGUACAUAAAUGAAUGAAUGAAUAAAUGCAGAUAAAUUAUUAACUGUGAUCAUCACUGGAAGCUCUUGGCAGAAAGGUGAUGAAUUUAGAAUCACUCUGGAAUUGGAAAACCAAUUGUAAUUUGUAAAUUCACCCGUUAAGCAGAAGAAAAAUGAUAUUUUGCUUAGCCUUUGUAGUAGUGAGAGGAAUGUCGCUGCAGCAUGUGUAGUUGUGAUGAUCUGCUGGAUGAGUUGGUUCAGGAACGCACAGACAAAAAGGCGCUUUGGCAGGUUUGCGUUGCAAAAAUGUGCCAAAGUAAAAACAGUAAGAGUCAAAGCUCAUAGUUAAACAGAAAAUAUUUACGCUGUUAUAGUAUUGAAGUUAACUUAAGUAGUCCAACUUUAAGUAAACACAGGAAAACAAAGCCCUAGUUCAAAGUUGAGCCAUUCGUUUCUUUAAGCCAUCAUAAAAACCCAGUUUUAAGCCACGUCUUAUUUUAAGUUUUAAUGAAAAAGCCCGUAUCAAAAAGCAUUUUUCCUCUGAGUUGCUCAGUUGUCCUGCUGCAUUCCACUGACUUUCCUCUAUCUGGAAAGCUUUGGAGCCAAAUUCAAAUCAGCAUCUAGCCAGUCGUGGAUGUGUUGCUACCAAGGUGUGAUGUUGAGCUUCACUGUCCAGGAGAGGUCAGAGGCUAAAUACCUUUAGAAGUUACUUUUAGUUCAUUUCUUAAACAUACAAAUCCAGCUGUUAAAUAUCUAUGAUGAUCACAGAUCUAAAAUACCACUGAAUAGAAGACUAGGACCAAACAUAAUAUGUUUAUCUCUAUGAUUCCUAAGAUAAUAAUAAAAGGUAUGAACAUAAUCAUAAACUGACAGAUUGUAGACUUUAGGCUACACGUAAGUAAAUUUAUAAUAUAGCCAGAACACAAGCAUAUGUAUUUAUUAAUAAGAAAAUAAGACAGAGGAAGUAUAUAUGCUUAGAGUAAAAAGUCUCUCUCUGCCUUUAUGGCUGUGGUCUGUGACAGAGAGAAGGGAGGUGUUUGUGUCAUGUGUGCUUCUCCACAAACACUUCAGAUUCCUGGUCCUCAUCAACCUGUAAUCAGAGACUGAGUCCUGAUCGUCACUCCGGUGCUGCUGCAGUUCCUUAAUGUUCUGAUUUAAACUGUUCAGUUCAUAGCAAAUUCUGUGUGUUAGGUAGGGAGAUCAGAAGGUCACCAUGAAGAAUGCAAAUCCUCUCCUUCAGAGGUGUGAUUUUCCUCACAGUUGACACUUUAUGCCCCCUGUCAGAUUCUGGUGGAGGUAGGAGGCAUCCUGUUGUCUCCAAGACAGCUGUUAGUAAACAUCUGAUCAACUGGUGUUCCAUUUGGAUGUGAGUUGUGGGUUAGCUGUCUUCUGAAAGGGUUUCUUACUAAAUUUACAGCUUUGGGAAAGAGAUAUCUGAAUUCUCUGCGUGUUGCUCUGGAAUGUUCUGCUCCUCAGUCUGUUACAAUACAAUAAGACCACCCAACUACUUCUGUUCUCUAAAUAUUCUCAUCUGCCUUCGGUUCCCAGUCUCAAAGCAUCAGAUUCUGGCAGGAGGCUUCAUAGUACAAGAAAAAUCCAAACUAGCAUCUUAUGUUAAAGACUAAUUGGAUAAAUGUAUGUCCAACAGCACUAAUUCAACUGUUAAAUAGAUAAUCACAACUUUCAAAAAGGCAGAGUCUCUGUGAUAUUCAUUGUGAGAUCAUUACAUAAACAUCUACAGUCAUGGAAAAAAAUGUUAGCCCACCCUUGUUUUCUUCAGUUUCUUGUACAUUUUAAUGCCUGGUACCACUAAAGGCAUAUUACCUGAAGAAUACAAUGAACACGACAUAAAAUGCAGCUGAUUACAUAAUACUUUAUGUCCUAUUUGACAUGCUCAAGUUUAAUUGUAUUCCCAUGGUAUAUAAGAGGCCAUUUCAUGUCAUCAGCAGCACUGCACAUGCAAAGGCCUAGAGUGGUUUCCUGUUUAGAUUCAAGCCGUAGCACAACUCAGAAGUUGUCAGCUCUCACAUAAUACCUAAAACAAAGAAUUAUAUGAAGCUAUAAAGGCAACUCUCUUGGCACUGCUGGAAAUUGAAGUUGUUUCAGUAUGGGUGGAACAAGGCAAAUGCAAUUGUGUGAAGGGGGAAUGAACCAGGUCAUGUACAGGGCUACUCUUGAAAACAGUCUUCUUCCAUCAGCUGGAAAACUCUGCCUCCAAUGAAUGGAUUUUCCGACAAGACAAUGGCCCCUGGCCACACGGCAAGGUCAGUUAAAACCUGGAUGGAGAACCAGAACAUUGGAACCAUGCCUUGGCCUGCUCAAUCACCAGAUCUAAAUCUAAUUGAAACUCUGUAGAAAAUCAUCAAAUGCAAAAUGGAGAACCACAAGCCCAAAAACAAAGCAAAUUUGUUUAAAUUUUUGCAACAGGAAUGGGCUGCUGUGACAGCAGAACAAUGUCAGAAGCUCGUGGAGAGAAUGCCAAGAUGCAUGGCUGCAGUCAUCAAAAACAAUAGUUAUGCAAUCAAGAUCUAACUCCUGUGUGUAUCAUGUGACUAAAACAGACAGAAAAGAAAACAUGGAAUGCCUAAAAGCACUGUUUCUGGCAGUACAAUGCCAUAGCUAUCGAUGAAAGAACUUGAGUGAUUUUGGUUAUUAUCAAGAAAACCGUGGAAAAUGGCUCGAUAUUAGCUCUUAAGUUAAACACUUAUGAGCUAUUUUUGUUGUUAUCAUUAUAUUUGUCCAAAAAAAUCUACCUUUAGUUGUACCAGGCAUUAAAAUGAACAAGAAAUUGAAGAAAACAAGAGUGGUCUAAUAAUUUUUUCCAUGACUGUAUAUAUCAAGCAAACUUUAUUCUUGAUCGAUGUUCUUUAAUAUGUUGUUUUGUGUCUGUAGUGCGUCUUGACAAGGAAGAGCUCAGAUCAAGAAGAACAGGUUUUUUUUUUUUUGUGGUUAUCAUACCUACUUUUUGGUCAGCCUUUUCUAUGCAAAUUUACUUUCACGUUUUUCACACAAUUUUUGUAUGGACAAAUGAUGCCACAUAACUUCAGAUAACUAGACUUGUGUGUGUCUGCAAACAUGAUGGAACUGUACCCAUUCAAUGUCAGUGCUUGUAUUCUAAGUUGGAAAAGGUAUUCCUGUGAGAAUUACUCCUAGCAUUGUUUGUAUCCAAGAUGUGAAAAAGGGAAUGCUCUCAUGUUUCAGCAGGCUGACACACCUCUCUUAUUUCAGCCACAGUCUGGUUAUGAGUACGUAGCUUCACAUGCGCUUUAGAUUUGUUUAGAGGAGGAAAUUGGUACUGGAGGCUCAGACCUGCAGGAUGCAUUGCUACGAAAACUUGAUCAACUAUCUCAGCUGUGGGAUGAUCCUAACGGGACUGGGACACCUAGUGCUUCACAAGACGACACAGACCUCCUAUGGACGCCAUAUGGGACCUUCUCCUCCUGCUAGGACAGUACCUGCUAGAUUGGCCUGGUUCCUCCAGGAGAUGCCAGCUCUUCUAAUCCCCCUGUUUCUAAUUUUCACCUCGCAAAAUUCCUCCAGUAUGGGGAAAUACCUGCUGCUCGGAACCUUUUGCUUGCACUACUUUCAGAGGACAUUUGUCUAUUCACCCCGGACCAGAGGAAGGCCUUUCCCACUGGGUGUGAUGGUGGCAGGAGGUUUGAUCUGUUCUCUGAAUGGUUUCCUGCAGGGAUGCUACCUGCUGCAUUGUGCCCAGUUUGACCAUGAAUGGUCAGCUGAUUACCGCUACAAGACUGGUUUACUGCUGUUUUACACUGGAAUGGCCAUCAACAUACACAGCGACUGUAUUCUGCGCAACUUGAGGAAACCAAAUGAAAUAGUUUACAAGAUUCCUACCGGAGGCUUGUUUGAAUAUGUGUCUGGUGCCAACUAUUUAGGAGAGAUAGUGGAAUGGUUUGGAUAUGCUGUAGCCACCUGGUCCCUUCCAACACUCUCAUUUGCUAUGUUCAGCCUCUGUUUUAUUGGACCAAGAGCCUACUACCAUCACAGGUUUUAUCAAGAGAAAUUCAAAGACUACCCAAAGUUUCGAAAAGCUUUGAUUCCAUUCAUCUUCUGAGAGAAAAAGCACCUGCUAGCCAUCCUGUUUGGGGAGACAAUAAUUGAAGCAACAGCAGAAGAGGAGCACUGGCAUCUGCACGCCUGUUGUAUUGUUAAACAGAAAUUACAGUAAUUUUACUGCACAAAAAUCUCUUUGAUUUCUCUUCUAGUCAGACUUCAUUGUACAAAACCAUCAAAACGCUUUUUUUAUGUACAGCAUCUCUUAAAAAAUAUGAACAGAAAGGCACUGCAGCAGGAACAUCUCCUUGGAUUUUCAGAUUAGGCAUGUGGAAUGUUAUGGAUUGCAUGUAUAACAUAUGAAUAUAUAUGAAGAAUAUGGAAUUUUUUAGAAAUAUUACUGACAAAAUAUUAAUUCAUAAGACCACAUUAGACAUUGUCACUCACUCUAUAAACUGAAUUAUUCCUUUCUAAAUAACAGUGUUCAGUCUUCAUUUUGAUCACUACAAACCAGCAUCCCAUAGACUAAAGGUAAAAUAUCUAUUUUCCUAAUUCACAUCUUGAAUUAUAUAUCUCACAUCUAGUGCAAGAUUUGCUGUUUCUGUAGCAACUUGUAAUGCACUAAGUGUAGCCGUGAAGGAGUCCAACACACGUGGCUGCACAGGAGAGUCUCCAACCAGGGCGACAGGAGAGAACUCUGUGUAUUUAGUGUCUAGAAAAAUCCACCUUCUACUUGGGCUACUUUCCACCAGUCCACAGCCACAGAAGCCCAAGCUGUCCUCCAUGUGUUCUUCCAGGACAUCUGCAGGUAGAGUCCAGUGGUGAGCAUGAGUCAGAUCGACUAAAGAGUUCCCACCGUCGUGCUGCAGCGCUCUGGCCACGGACUCCAGAGACUGACAAAAUACCUCGACACCAAGAAGGUAUUCUGUCUGAGAGCACCCCAAUACUGAUGCUGUCUCUGGUGCUUCAUUCUUGCUCUAAGAUGAAAACAUGGCAUAAUGAAGACAUGUAAUCACGUGAUCACUGUGAAGAUCUAUGAAAUCAAUAAAAUUAACUAGUUAAACAGUAAAUAUUUGAUCUCACCUUGUGUCUAACAUAAGCAGCUAAGUGGGUCUCAGUACAUCCACCUCCAAGUAAGGCAGAUGGUUCCCGUAGGGUGAGCCUCAACACAUGUUCUGUCUUCUGGCAGACCACCUUUACACAUGAACACAUAAGGACACAACAUUAGUUCAUUUAUCACGUUCACCUCUCAUUAGUGGAUAUCACAGGAUGAUUUCUGUAGGUAAAAGUAAAAGGUAAUUGUAUGUAUUUUAAAAAUGGAUAUCUGAUAUAGAUGCUUUGUUAAAAGUGCUGUAGAGAAAGUUAAAUCUCUCUCCUGUGAAACACCAAAACUAUUUUACAUCUGCCCAAAUGUCUUUACAUUAGUGGUGUCAUGAUAUACCAGUAUUCACGAUAACUGUGAUAUUAAGUAAUAACACACAUCGGAAAUAAUCCAAUGCACAGAACUGUUUGGUUGAUAUUUGUAAUAUAAAGAACACACGGUACAAUUAUGAUUACAGACUCUCUCUCUCCACCUUCCUCCACUCGUAUUUCGAAUGGAAUUGAUUUGCCAAGAGACGAAAUCCACAAUAAACACAAUUAAAAACCAA
Amphiprion ocellaris (clown anemonefish) is the source of this 8532-nucleotide messenger RNA. RefSeq names its product steroid-5-alpha-reductase, alpha polypeptide 2b (gene srd5a2b). Gene Ontology annotation, cellular component: membrane. The record is from RefSeq and is a predicted model, not a curated record. Bases 6186 to 6944 code for a protein of 252 amino acids. Gene Ontology annotation, molecular function: 3-oxo-5-alpha-steroid 4-dehydrogenase activity. The transcript has 5 exons. Gene Ontology annotation, biological process: steroid biosynthetic process. Lineage: Eukaryota; Metazoa; Chordata; Actinopteri; Pomacentridae.